Molecule: messenger RNA, 1168 nt
Organism: Mytilus trossulus (common blue mussel)
Lineage: Eukaryota; Metazoa; Mollusca; Bivalvia; Mytilida; Mytilidae
Exons: 5
Coding region: 133-1155 (340 amino acids)
Cellular component (GO): cytoplasm
Molecular function (GO): calcium ion binding
Source: RefSeq, a predicted model, not a curated record
AUCAAUAAUAGACUACUGGAACAUCGAUUUUUAACUGUAGCAUUCAAUACACUUUAUUGGAUUCGAUAAAUAAAUAUAUGUAUUCUAGUUUUAAUGACUAAUUUUCUGUGAAUUUACAUAUUUAAAGCAUCCAUGGAAGGACAAGUAACUUCUAGUAGUGAACAGGCAGACACAGAAACUGGAAGUGAUAAUACUGCUAUAGGAAUACCAACAGGCGAAACUCAAAAUGAACAAAUAGUAUCUAUUCCAUCAAGUGAUCCUCCAAUAGCUACCAAAAAACCAGCAACACCAGAAUUAUCUUCAAAAGAAAAGAUGGUUAGAGAAUUAGAAAAAAUGAAACGAGCAGACUCACUUAAGGAGGAAUGGCGCACUUAUGAAUAUAAAAAGUUAUGCAGAAAAAAUAAAGAUGAUUUGGAGAGACAAAGACUUUCAAAAGGAGUAGAAUUAAAUGCUGGUGUAAAUGAAGCUAAGCAGGCCAUUAAGAAAAUAACAGACGAUGAAGAAUUUUUCGCUCUGAAGAAGCAGCGGAGACAUUUUAGAGAAGAAUCAGCAUUAAUCAGAAGAAAACUUGAAGAGAAAAUGGGAAUUUUGAUUCGGAGAGAUAACCCAGAACUUAAACAAAUGGUGGAAACAUUCAUAUUCAAACCAGAAGAUAAUUCAACAAUUCCUGAACAUAUAUUAAAGGUUUUGUCGUGGUCAGAAAUUGAAGAUCUCAAAAAAGCUUUUGAUUUAUUUGACAUGAAGAGCAAAGGAUAUAUAAAUGCAAGAGAUGUCAAAAGAAUAGCAAAGAUGCUUGGAUUUAGAGCAACCAAAGUAGUGUUUGAUGAAAUGAUAAGUGAAUUAGCAGGUCCACCUAAAGACAGAGUGACAUUUAUAAACUUUCUAGAUUUCAUUGUAAAGAGUCAAGGAGAAGGUCCUGAUCCAUAUGAUGAAAUACUUCAGGCUUUCAAAAUAAUGGACACAGAGGAAAAUGGAUUUCUGACUUUAGCUGAUCUUAAACAAAUAUGUGAGGGUGUAAACUUAAACUUUUCAAAUAAAAUCAUACAAGAAAUGAUUGAAGAGGCUGACAAUACUGGAGAUGGAAAGAUUUCAUUAACAGAAUUUACCAGUAUCAUGUGCCAAACAGGACGUUUCAAAAAUUGUGCUCCAAAAUAAAUAUUGAAAUUGU